This is a messenger RNA of Anthostomella pinea, 1059 nucleotides long. The record is from the annotation of a GenBank genome assembly. NCBI's taxonomy places the organism in Eukaryota, Fungi, Ascomycota, Sordariomycetes, Xylariales, Xylariaceae.
AUGGUCAAGGCCUUCGGUCUUGACGACUGGUUCAUGGCCGGCGCGACGGUGUUCUUUGCGGUCUAUGGUGCGUGUAGUUAUACCGCCAGCUGUUAUGGUCUUGGACGACAUGAAGCGGACCUUACACACGACGCCGUGGUGAAGACUAGAUUCUAUUGGUGGUUGUGUUAUAUUUGGUAUGACCUUCAGGUCGUUUUUUCGAGACUGUCGAUCGGUUGCUUCUUUCUACGCCUUACGGUCAAGAAAUGGCAUCGACACGUCAUUUUUGGCCUCAUCUUUUCGACAGUAUUCCAGGGGAUUGCCUUCAUCUUCGUCACCUUCUUGCAAUGCAUUCCCUUGGCGCGCUUCUGGGAUAAAAGUUCCGUGGGAGCCUGCUGGGAUGACUGGCUAAUUAGGAUCCUCCUCUACAUCUAUGGCGUCUGCACUUUGCUCAUGGACUUGUCUUACACACUUCUACCCGUCUUCAUCAUUAUCGGCCUGCAGAUGGACCGUAGGACCAAAAUCGCCCUCGUUCCCAUUCUUGGCCUGGGUUGCGUAGCAAGUGUUGCUGUCAUCGUCCGAUUCUUUUACAUCCACAGCUGGGGGUCGGCCGACUUUACCUGGGACAAUCUCGAUACCGCGAUCUGGACGAUUGUAGAACCGGGACUCGGUAUAACCGCUGGCAAUUUAGUCACACUGCGGCCUAUAUUGACCAUCAUCCUGAGGACCCUGGGGUUGUCAACAACACCUUCGAACUACCACGUGUCUGAUGAUGCAGCCCCUCGAACGAUAGGGGCUGCUGAUCAAAGCAAAGGGAGGAAGGCCAGCCGACAUUCGCUUGGUUUUGAAAACGAUGUCGAGUUAGAUGAAACCCAGCCAGCCAGAAAUUCCAACGCACGCCAGGGUGCUCGGAAGCCAUCCAGUGCUCAAGGUUACAGAAGCCAGGAGAACCUAUUGGAGCCACACCCAAAACAUAUCGAAAUAGAGGUGGUGGAUGAAAUCAAGGCCACGCCUACAAGCUUCCUACCUGGAGCAGGAGGCACCAGAAGGGGGUCAGGGUCUACAUCCCGAUCGCGCUGA